GACAACGGGAUCUCUUGUUCAGUAGAUCACCAGCCUUACUCCGACGUUUAUUACGAAUUUUUUCGGUGACUCGGUGACAACUACAACAAACUCUGUGUGCGGUGCUGUAGAGAUUUUCCGUUCUAAACCAGAAUACUUGAAAAAGUCAAACGCGCUAACGAGAAACGCGUAACGAAAGGAAAUUAUUUUUUUUUUGUUUCAAAUAGAAAAUCAAUUUUUUUGAAAAUCUAAUCAAUUCAAACAUCAUGUCGUCAUCGCAAGCUGUACGCUCCUCGAAAUACUCCUACCGGGCCACAUCCACCGGACCCGGUGCGGCCGAUGUUAACAUCGAAUAUAUUCAGGAUCUGAGCUCUCUUUCCCGCUUGGAGGACAAGAUCCGUUUGCUCCAAGAUGAUCUUGAAGUUGAACGUGAAUUGCGUCAAAGGAUCGAGCGUGAGAAAGCCGAUCUCAGCGUUCAGGUCAUACAGAUGUCCGAGCGUCUUGAGGAGGCCGAAGGUGGUGCUGAACAUCAAUUUGAAGCCAAUCGCAAGCGUGAUGCUGAGCUGUUGAAGCUGCGCAAAUUGCUUGAGGAUGUUCAUCUUGAAUCUGAGGAGACCACCGUGCUUUUGAAGAAGAAGCACAACGAAAUUAUUACGGAUUUCCAGGAACAAGUUGAAAUCCUAACGAAAAAUAAGGCUAGAGCCGAAAAGGACAAGGCCAAAUUCCAGGCUGAAGUCUAUGAGCUGCUCUCCCAAAUCGAAUCGUACAACAAGGAGAAGAUCGUGUCCGAGAAACACAUCUCCAAGUUGGAAAUCUCCAUUAGCGAGUUGAAUGUGAAAAUCGAGGAACUGAAUCGCACUGUCAUCGAUAUCACUUCGCACAAAUCUCGCCUCUCGCAGGAGAACAUUGAGCUGAUCAAGGACGUCCAAGAUCUCAAGACCCAGCUGGACACCGUCUCGUUUUCCAAGAGCCAAGUGAUCUCCCAACUGGAAGAUGCACGCCGCCGUUUGGAAGACGAAGACCGUCGUCGCUCCCUGCUCGAAUCUUCAUUGCAUCAGGUUGAGAUCGAACUGGAUUCGGUUCGCAAUCAACUCGAGGAAGAGUCCGAGGCACGUAUUGACUUGGAACGUCAGUUGGUCAAGGCCAAUGCCGAUGCUACUUCAUGGCAAAACAAAUGGAAUGCCGAAGUUGCAGCUCGUGCCGAAGAGGUCGAAGAGAUUCGUCGCAAGUACCAGGUGCGCAUCACCGAACUGGAGGAGCACAUCGAAACCCUUAUCGUUAAGGUCAACAAUCUGGAGAAGACCAAGACGCGUCUUGCCAGCGAAGUUGAGGUCCUUAUCAUUGAUCUGGAGAAAUCGAACAAUAGCUGCCGCGAGCUGACCAAAUCGGUCAACACCCUUGAGAAGCACAAUGUUGAGCUGAAGAGCCGUCUGGAUGAGACCAUUGUCCUGUUCGAGACCAGCCAGCGUGAUCUGAAGAACAAGCAGGCCGAUCUUGUGCGCACUGUCCACGAGCUCGACAAGGUUAAGGAUGCCAACAACCAGUUUGCCCGCGAGAACAAGAAAUUGGGAGAUGAUCUUCAUGAUGCCAAGGGCGCCAUUAACGAGUUGAACCGUCGUCUCCAUGAAUUGGAAUUGGAGCUGCGUCGCUUGGAGAAUGAACGUGAUGAACUUACCGCUGCCUACAAGGAAGCUGAGGCUGGUCGCAAGGCUGAGGAGCAACGUGGUCAGCGUUUGGCCGCUGAUUUCAAUCAAUACCGUCACGAUGCCGAGCGUCGUCUGGCCGAGAAGGAUGAGGAAAUUGAGGCUAUUCGCAAGCAGACAUCGAUCGAGAUCGAGCAGCUCAAUGCCCGUGUCAUUGAGGCCGAGACUCGUCUGAAGACCGAGGUGACCCGCAUCAAGAAGAAGCUGCAGAUCCAGAUCACCGAACUGGAAAUGUCAUUGGAUGUUGCCAACAAGACCAACAUCGAUUUGCAGAAGGUCAUCAAGAAGCAAUCGCUCCAAUUGACCGAACUCCAGGCCCACUACGAGGAUGUCCAGCGUCAAUUGCAGGCCACUCUUGAUCAGUAUGCCGUUGCCCAGCGUCGUCUGGCCGGUUUGAACGGAGAACUGGAGGAAGUGCGCUCCCAUUUGGAUAGCGCCAACCGUGCCAAGCGCACCGUUGAGCUGCAAUAUGAGGAGGCCAGCACUCGCAUCAAUGAAUUGAGCACUGCCAAUGUCAAUCUGGUGUCGAUCAAAUCGAAAUUGGAACAGGAAUUGACUGUGGUUGCCUCCGACUACGAGGAGGUGUCCAAGGAGUUGCGCAUCAGCGAUGAGCGUUACCAGAAGGUGACCGUAGAACUGAAGCAUGUUGUUGAACAGGUCCAUGAGGAGCAGGAACGCAUUGUUAAGCUGGAAACCAUCAAGAAGUCUUUGGAAGUCGAAGUCAAGAACUUGUCCAUUCGCCUGGAGGAGGUUGAGCUGAAUGCCGUUGCUGGUAGCAAGCGUAUCAUUAGCAAACUGGAGGCUCGCAUUCGUGAUUUGGAAUUGGAAUUGGAGGAGGAGAAGCGCCGUCAUGCCGAGACCAUUAAGAUCUUGCGCAAGAAGGAGCGCACCGUCAAGGAGGUGAUCGUUCAAUGCGAGGAGGACCAGAAGAACAUUAUUCUGCUGCAAGAUGCUUUGGACAAGACCACUGCCAAGAUCAACAUCUACAGACGCCAGCUAUCCGAGCAGGAGGGUGCCACCCAACAGACCACCACCCGUGUUCGCCGUUUCCAGCGUGAAUUGGAGGCUGCCGAGGAUCGCGCCGAUGUUGCUGAAUCAAACUUGAACUUGAUUCGUGCCAAGCACCGUACCUUUGUCACCACCUCCACUGUGCCCGGUUCUCAGGUCUACAUUCAGGAGACAACAAGAACCAUCACCGAAUAAAUAGAGAGAGAGAGAGCGAGAGUCAUAAUGUCCCCCAACAACAACAACAACAACAACAACAACAUCAACAUCAACAGCAGCUAAAACAACAACAAACAUUUUACAAAAUAUUCAAAUAAUAAUUACAAAUAAAAUUGAAUAGCAGAUAAAACAACUGAUCUGAUCGAACACAAAAUAUA
This is a messenger RNA of Drosophila willistoni, 3064 nucleotides long. RefSeq names its product paramyosin, long form (gene Prm). The transcript is spliced from 9 exons. Gene Ontology annotation, molecular function: protein serine/threonine kinase activity. Lineage: Eukaryota; Metazoa; Arthropoda; Insecta; Diptera; Drosophilidae. The coding region runs from base 246 to 2885 and encodes 879 amino acids. The record is from RefSeq and is a predicted model, not a curated record. Gene Ontology annotation, biological process: actomyosin structure organization; peptidyl-threonine phosphorylation. Gene Ontology annotation, cellular component: myosin complex; cytoplasm; cytoskeleton.